AUGAAUCUCGGUUUUAAAUUGUGUGAAGUGCAACAACGCCAAGAUCCUUUUCUCAAGGACGCCAACAUCGGCUGCUGGAUGGACACAAAUUGCCCUGGAAUACAGAAAUGCUGCGUAGAACCGAACCCUGUGACUAACUCGGCUACACGAAUAUGUCGCGAUCCUGUCGGUAUACGAAGCACAUCAUUAUGUUCCUUACCAAUGGUUGUUGGCUCAUGCACUGCACCUGUGACUCGGUUCUACUACGAUGCAUCAUCGGGAUCGUGUCAACGAUUCACAUACUCUGGAUGUGGUGGAAAUGCCAACAAUUUCCAAUCCUUGGCAAGUUGCCAAGCCACUUGCGGAUCUUCGGGUAUGAUUUUUGCUAAGGUGUUUCUUUUGUAA
Cylicostephanus goldi is the source of this 384-nucleotide messenger RNA. The record is from the annotation of a GenBank genome assembly. NCBI's taxonomy places the organism in Eukaryota, Metazoa, Nematoda, Chromadorea, Rhabditida, Strongylidae.